Penicillium manginii is the source of this 2034-nucleotide messenger RNA. RefSeq lists its product as uncharacterized. NCBI's taxonomy places the organism in Eukaryota, Fungi, Ascomycota, Eurotiomycetes, Eurotiales, Aspergillaceae. The record is from RefSeq and is a predicted model, not a curated record. Gene Ontology annotation, molecular function: nucleic acid binding. Bases 1 to 2034 code for a protein of 677 amino acids. The transcript has 3 exons.
AUGUCCCCGGCCCAUCAGCGUCCUGCGCGCACAUCAUACGCCGUUCGGUCGAGAUCGACCGGGAUUCCCGCGUCCACCUUGUGGCGGCGGGCCAAUAACAAGCCUUCGAUCGCCGAUAAAGCCACCAAUCAGCAAUAUCUUACCCCGCAAGAGGAGCAAGCCCUGGUUGAAUAUGUGUUGCGGUUGGCAGACAACGGCUAUCCGCUUCCAGUGAAGUUUUUACGAUCGCUCGCUCUGAUCAUCGUACGCCAACGGUCCUCGAUCUUCCAAAUCACAGAUCCCAGCCUUAAGGUCCGACCUCCGGGAAAGAAUUGGCCCCAGGGUUUUUACCAACGACACCCGCGGUUGAAAGCGCGACGGCUGCGAGCGAUCGAUUGGAAGCGAGAUGGCCGGCAGAUCGAAGACAAAGUCCGACACUGGUUUACCAUCAUUGGCCGAGAGCUGGCCGAUCCGGCCAUUCUGCCGGAGAAUGUGUACAAUAUGGACGAGACGGGGGUUCUUCUUAGUGUUCUCAACUCCCUCAAAGUGCUCGUCGCUAAGGACGAUUUGAGGAAGCAUCGAGGGACCACGGUGAAGCGGACGCUAGUCACGGCGAUUGAAUGUAUCUCCGCCGAUGGACGAUUUCUACAUCCUCUCAUCAUCUGGCCAGCCGCCACCCAUCGUAGUUCGUGGACCACUCACCCCACCCCCGGGUGGCAUUAUGCCUGCUCUAAGACAGGUUAUACAAACACAGAAAUCAGUCUGUACUGGGUAGAACAUGUGUUCGAUCCCCAGACUCGAGACCGUGCGGGCGGUCGACCACGACUCUUAAUCUGCGAUGGUUUUGGGACCCAUGAGUCUCUAGAGGUCAUGAAGUUCUGUUUUGCUAACCGUAUUAUCCUAUGUCGUCUUCCUUCUCAUACGUCUCACAAACUACAGCCGUGCGAUGUGGGUGUCUUUAGUCCUCUGAAAACGGCAUACAGGGCACAGGUUGAGCAGGCAUGUCGAGCUGGAGUGAGUAACAUCGGCAAGCCCCACUUCACCUAUCUUUAUGAUCGCGCCCGGAAAGAGGCAUUCACAUCCCGCAAUAUACGAUCGGCCUGGUCCAGAAGCGGCCUCUUUCCAUUCGAUUCCUCUCGCGUUCUCCGGGAGUUUGAAGCGUCCCAGCCCGAGAUACAGACCGCGGUCUCUUUGGACCACCCGACCGUGUCCUCCGAUUUCUCUUGCAUCCCAAACACCUCUGAUCAUUUCGCAUUGCUUCGGAGAGAGUGUAUUCAAAAUUUGGCACUUUCAGAAAUGUCAACUCAAGCAGAAACCCCUUCAUUGCCUUGCCCCUUCCACAAAGACGAUCAGCUCAAUGGUGAUCUCGAUGCAUCGCUCGAUUACCUGCCAGGUCAUCCCCGGAUCAAGAUGAGCGACGCCAAGGGUUUGUUUGAUUUCAUUCACCAGGAAGUCUGGUCAGAGGACCUAGAGUCGAUAGCGGGCAGACUCUGGUGGAUGUCGAAGCAGGAUGGCAGCAAUAUCUCUCCAUUGCAUCGACAGCGAGUAAAGGGCCGACAGAUCAUCGUGACGGAGGAUCCUCGGCUACAUCUCGUGUGGAUUGAUGACAGAAUCUACGUUAAGCCCCUUCCCCAGUACAUCAUGUCCUACGUAUUCUGGGAUAAGUUCAUGAGCGAUCCGUCUAAAUAUGGCGCGUCGGUGAAUUUAAGAAAGGCCGCACUCGGGUAUCUGCGAACGUAUUUCUACCUGAUCCAGCAUGAAUCAGAUCUACGAAUCGCACAAGAUCCGGCGCUCUGUCUGGUCCCUAAAUAUGUGACCUGGCGACAUUUCUGCCAGUUCACUGAUCAGUUCAAGGACAUCACGGAUAACGAAGUGUCGGGACGCUAUCAUUACGGAGAGAUCCGAUUGUCUCGAUUGAACUAUUACGCACCUGUUCUCUUGGGUAGAAGCCAAUAUCAGCGUGUGAAUCAUCAGUAUCGAGCAUACUUCGCUCGCAUUCAAGGCCCCUUGAUAUCUGCAUUUGCAUUUUUCUCGAUUCUCCUGAACUUACUUUGA